Molecule: messenger RNA, 3283 nt
Organism: Homo sapiens (human)
Lineage: Eukaryota; Metazoa; Chordata; Mammalia; Primates; Hominidae
Gene: CAGE1
Product: cancer antigen 1
Exons: 14
Coding region: 565-3084 (839 amino acids)
Source: RefSeq, marked validated
GGAGCUCUCUGGAUGGCGCGCUGUAUAGGGCUGUGGAUGUUCUGUGCUCUCAGGAAGGCGUGUUGAGUAGCCGGCACGGCGAGGCCCGUGCUGGCCGUUUCUUCCCGGAGUUUUCGUUUCUGUACCCCACUUUGUGUUUACUGCGGCAGGAGGCGCCAGCUAGCCCACAGGCUGUUCGGCCUAGGGGGUCGUACCUUCCUAACUUCACCACUCUCUGGGAAGACACCGCACCCACAGUAGGGUCGCUCGGGCCUCGCGGGCUGCACCUGUCUCUGCGGAGUUCCCCCGGCGCGGGCGGACGUCACACAGGGGCGUUCCAGCACUCCGGGAGCCCGAUUGCGAGUUUGUGAGAGUCCUUGGUGGAGGAGGUUGGAAAGCGUUCUCCCUCCCACAAAACCCGGUGCAGAGGGAGGGAGAGCCAGGUCCGUAGCGUGGGUCCAAGAAACUAUGGAUCCUGGAAGUGAGCACACUUUUGUGUCUUAAAAAGUUUGGUGUCUCGUUUUGAGGUGAAAAAUGAAUGAGAUAAGUGCUUUUUAAAAAGAAGUCUUCUAUUGUUCAACAGUUAUGAACAAGGACUAUCAAAAAUUUUGGUCAUCACCUUCAGAUCCUGUACAUUUUGAAGUGGAUACUUCUCAUGAAAAAGUAGAAAGCAUGUCAGAAUCGGAUACCAUGAAUGUCAGCAAUCUUUCUCAAGGUGUAAUGCUUUCACAUUCUCCAAUCUGUAUGGAAACCACCGGCACCACUUGUGACUUGCCUCAGAACGAAAUAAAGAAUUUUGAAAGGGAAAAUGAGUAUGAAUCCACACUUUGUGAAGAUGCUUAUGGCACACUAGACAAUUUGUUAAAUGAUAACAACAUUGAAAAUUACUCAACGAAUGCACUAAUUCAGCCAGUUGACACCAUCAGCAUAUCUUCCUUGAGACAAUUUGAAACCGUUUGCAAAUUUCACUGGGUAGAAGCAUUUGAUGAUGAAAUGACAGAGAAGCCAGAAUUUCAAAGUCAAGUGUAUAAUUAUGCAAAAGACAACAAUAUAAAGCAAGACUCAUUUAAGGAAGAAAAUCCAAUGGAAACUAGUGUUUCUGCAAAUACAGACCAACUUGGUAACGAGUAUUUUAGACAGCCUCCUCCUAGAAGCCCGCCUCUAAUCCACUGCAGUGGAGAGAUGCUGAAAUUUACAGAAAAGUCACUGGCUAAAAGUAUUGCCAAGGAAUCUGCCCUCAACCCUAGCCAACCUCCAAGCUUCUUAUGUAAGACUGCAGUUCCUUCAAAAGAAAUACAGAAUUAUGGGGAGAUUCCUGAGAUGUCAGUCAGUUAUGAAAAGGAAGUCACAGCAGAGGGUGUGGAGAGGCCAGAAAUUGUCUCAACUUGGUCUUCGGCAGGCAUUUCCUGGAGGAGUGAAGCAUGUCGGGAGAACUGUGAGAUGCCUGACUGGGAGCAAAGUGCUGAAAGCUUACAACCUGUUCAAGAGGACAUGGCUUUAAAUGAAGUCUUGCAGAAAUUAAAACAUACUAACAGAAAGCAGGAAGUGCGAAUCCAAGAACUCCAGUGUAGUAACCUGUAUUUAGAGAAGAGGGUUAAAGAACUACAGAUGAAGAUUACCAAACAGCAAGUGUUCAUUGAUGUCAUCAAUAAGCUAAAGGAGAAUGUUGAAGAAUUAAUUGAAGACAAAUACAAAAUAAUCCUAGAGAAGAAUGAUACUAAAAAGACAUUGCAGAAUUUGGAAGAGGUUUUAGCUAACACGCAAAAACAUCUUCAGGAAUCCAGGAAUGACAAGGAAAUGUUACAGCUUCAAUUUAAGAAGAUCAAGGCUAAUUAUGUGUGUUUACAGGAAAGGUACAUGACUGAAAUGCAACAAAAAAAUAAAUCUGUAAGUCAGUAUUUAGAGAUGGACAAAACCUUAAGCAAGAAAGAAGAAGAGGUAGAGAGACUACAACAACUCAAAAAAGAACUGGAAAAGGCCACAGCUUCUGCUUUGGACUUGUUGAAACGGGAAAAAGAGGCCCAAGAACAAGAGUUCUUGUCUUUACAGGAGGAAUUCCAGAAACUUGAAAAGGAAAACCUGGAAGAAAGACAGAAACUGAAAUCUAGACUUGAGAAAUUGCUCACUCAAGUUAGAAAUUUGCAAUUUAUGUCUGAAAAUGAAAGAACGAAGAAUAUAAAACUUCAGCAGCAAAUCAACGAAGUAAAAAAUGAGAAUGCAAAACUUAAACAGCAGGUUGCAAGGAGUGAAGAGCAAAAUUAUGUCCCUAAAUUUGAGACAGCUCAGUUAAAGGAUCAAUUAGAGGAAGUCUUGAAGUCAGAUAUUACCAAGGAUACAAAAACGACACAUUCUAAUCUGCUCCCGGAUUGCUCACCUUGUGAAGAGAGGCUGAAUCCUGCAGAUAUAAAAAGAGCUUCUCAGCUGGCCUCCAAAAUGCACAGUCUUCUGGCUCUGAUGGUGGGACUUCUCACAUGCCAGGACAUCAUCAAUUCUGAUGCUGAACAUUUCAAAGAGAGUGAGAAGGUUAGUGAUAUAAUGCUGCAAAAACUGAAGAGCCUCCAUCUUAAAAAGAAAACUUUAGAUAAAGAGCUACUGAAACAUAAAGAUAGAAUCACAACCUUUAGAGAGUUAAUUGCUAAGGAAAAAGCAUUUCAAGAUCAUGCUAUUAAGGUCAUAGACUGUGAUUCAGAUGAAGCCAAGAGUAUCAGAGAUGUACCUACCCUUCUGGGAGCCAAACUGGAUAAGUACCACAGUCUAAAUGAGGAGCUUGAUUUCUUGAUCACAAAACUGGGACAUCUCCUAGAGUCAAAAGAAAACCACUGCAACAGACUCAUUGAAGAAAAUGACAAGUAUCAAAGACAUUUAGGCAACUUAAUAAAGAAGGUUACAUCAUAUGAAGAAAUCAUUGAAUGUGCUGACCAAAGGCUUGCAAUAUCCCACUCCCAGAUUGCACAUUUGGAAGAGAGAAAUAAACAUUUAGAGGAUUUAAUUAGAAAGCCCAGAGAAAAAGCCAGAAAACCAAGAUCAAAAAGCUUAGAAAAUCAUCCGAAGUCCAUGACCAUGAUGCCAGCUCUUUUUAAAGAAAAUAGAAAUGAUUUAGAUUAAACAAGCCUGAAGAUUAAACAGUAAUCAUUUUUGUCAACCACUCCAGGAAGAGUCAUUACUACAUAUGCUAGCCAAAUCAAUCCAUGCAGAUGAUAUAUUAAAAUCUGUAUAAAGGGUAAAGUCUUACAUUCCAAAGAUGUGAUUACUUUUCUUCUAAUUUCUUCCUGUGAAUAAUCAAAUAUAUUCUAUUUAACAUAAA